GAAAUGUUAAAAAAAGCAAUUUUUUUCUUAAGGCUGAAAAGGUUUUGCUGAAAUGGUUUCGGGCUUCGAUAAGGCUGGCCCUAAAACGUUUUUUUUCUUCAUUGUUGUUUUUUUCUUUUUCUUUCUUCGAUCUAAAGCUCUCUUCUUCUUCUUCAAACGGAGCUCUCUUCUUCUUCUUCAACCUUUGUUCUUCGAUCUCUGUCUUUUUUUUUUUUAUCUCUUCUUCGAUUGUAAGAAAAGUUUCAGCUCAAAGAAAUCUGGGUUAAAGUGUGUUUGAAAUUGUGGAUCGAUUCAUAGAUUCUCGAUACCAAUAGGUACUUGUGAAUUUCUAAGUUUUUGGGUUUUUAUCUUUCCCCUUGUUGUAUAUGAUGUGUUAGAAUUCAUAAGCUGCAGAUUCUAUCUUUUUGGUUGGAUAUGUCUCUGUUUGAAGUUAUAUAUUUAUAGUUUUGAAUUCAUAGGAUGUGGUGAUACGUUUGUAAUCUCGUGCCAUAUCUUUGGUUUGUCAAAGAGAGUGUGUUUUAAUGUCAAUUUCUGGGUAACCAAGUUUGAGCUUAUUCCUUUUGAUUCUGCCCGGCUCUCUGAUUUUUUAAGUGCAAGACGACAAGUGAUGAAAAGAUAGAGACAAAGAAAGGCUUCAAGUUUGUUGAUAACUGCUGUCUAAAGAGUUCGUUCCCUUGAGAGAUUCUGACUCUGACAUAAGAGGUAAAAAAGUUCAAAUACUCAACACUUACUUGGAAUUUAAAAGAACACUGAUUUGUUGAUAUUAUAAGGUAUAAAAAUAUUUCGUCUUCUCAAAAUCCAAUUCUUCAUCAUAUUAUAAGUUCCCCCAACCGGAAGAGAAAUUCAAAGAUCAGAAAACGGUGAAAGAUGCGACGACGACCAGGAAUUGGAGGAUUACAAAAGGCCGCAGCUGCUAGGGAUCAGUACCGGUUACUAGGAGAAAAUGUAGCCAAGUUACGGACUGAUAUGAUGAAAGAACAGCUCUCCACGUUCCGUUCCCAGCUUGAAGAGUUCGCUCGUAAACACAAGAAUGACAUUCGUAAGAAUCCUGCCUUCAGGGCUCAGUUCCAUGAAAUGUGUGCUAACAUUGGUGUGGAUCCUCUUGCUUCUAACAAGGGUUUCUGGGCUGAGCUCCUUGGUAUUGGUGACUUCUACUAUGAACUUGGAGUUCAGAUUAUUGAAGUUUGCAUGCUUACAAGAUCACAUAAUGGAGGUUUGAUCAGCUUGCAAGAGCUCUGCAACCAUCUUCGUCAGAGAAGGAAGAAAGACCGUGAAGCUGUGACUGAAGAUGAUUGUCUUCGAGCUAUUAGCAAGCUAAAGGUAUUGGGUAGCGGAUUUGAGGUUAUCACUAUUGGCAAGAAAAAGCUUGUCCGUUCAGUACCCACAGAGCUGAACAAAGACCAUAACCAGAUUUUGGAGUUGGCUCAGGGCCAAGGCUUUGUGAUUGUGGAAGAGGUACAAAGACGCCUCUCAUGGACAUCUGGUCGCGUUAUAGAUGCUCUCGAAACUUUGUUAGAGGAGGGCCUUGCCAUGAUCGACAAUGGCCAUAAAGACGGAAAGUGUCGGUACUGGUUUCCCUGUGUUUCUUCGGUUUACUCAUCCAUCGGAUCUGAUACUUAA
This is a messenger RNA of Arabidopsis thaliana (thale cress), 1620 nucleotides long. RefSeq names its product EAP30/Vps36 family protein (gene VPS22). Gene Ontology annotation, biological process: multivesicular body sorting pathway. The record is from RefSeq and is marked reviewed. Gene Ontology annotation, cellular component: endosome; ESCRT II complex. NCBI's taxonomy places the organism in Eukaryota, Viridiplantae, Streptophyta, Magnoliopsida, Brassicales, Brassicaceae. The coding region runs from base 868 to 1620 and encodes 250 amino acids. The transcript is spliced from 9 exons.